GAGACCGGCCUCGCAGGAGCCUCCCAGCCCCGCGGCCCGCCGCCUCCUGGCCCCGGGCAUGGGCAGCAGCAGCCGCCGCAGCCGGAGGAGGAGCCGGCGGCCCGGGCCCUGUGCGGGGCACCACCAAGCCUCAGCUGCUGCUGCUGGCGCUGGAAGCAUUAGUGUUGCUGCGGGAAAACCGAGAGCGGAUCAGCUGUGGGAAAGGGACCGUGUUUGCACCAGGUGUCCCGUUAGGAGGAGGACGCGAAUUCUCGUUCCGUGCGCGACGUGGAACAGAGACACGCCGGAGAGAAAACCGUGCAAGGGAUGUGCUGGUAGCAACGUGUUCGUAAGGAAUCGUGAAGUUCCAGGGCAGACUAAGGAAUAGUCAGAAUUCCUUCAUGCUUCUUGGAGCUACUUGGCGGGCAGAGUAAUGCUCGAGUUGUUCCAAACUGUAACACUUUAACUUCGCCUCAUUUUAGUACGCUAAAAGUGCAAGCAAAGCGAGAAUUACAGUGUGCCAGUGCCAGAUCGGUUGGUCUCAGACUGCAGUGCAAGAGGGCACGCGGCUCAGCUCUGCAGUGGGCAAAGGACUGGUCUGUUUCCAAGCAUCGCAAAUCCGUGAAAUAACCCAGCAGCAUAAACAUAGAAGAGACAAUUUAGCUAGAGCUUGAGUGGAGGUGGAAAGAGAUACUGGAAGGAAGAUGGGGGUGGGAGAGAGCCGGUCUGACAGUAACGCUUCAGCUGAGGCAGCAGCAGCAGUCUUUAUGAAUUUGUGCUUCUAAAAUUGGUUUGGAGUAGUGUCAGAUGAGGCUGAGAUUGAUCUAGCAGUAGUCCUAGUCAAACAUUUUCAGAGAAAAGGUUUCUUUGAAAAACACUUUAUUUAUUUUAGACCUAAGAUAUUUUGUUUGAAAUCUGUCAGCAUUGUUCAAUUUCUACUGAUGCAGAGUUCUGCUAAGCCUGCCUGAGGACCAGGAUUGCUGGAAACAUCAAUGUUCCUGGCUCAAGGAUCCAACAAUUUGGACAAGCAACUCUCACAUGUUCAAGGGUGAAAAGACUUCCCAGCUGCUGAGGCUGUCACAGAAUGAGAAGGCUUUGGGGCAUUCCGUGAGCCGCUCUAGUAACAUCUCAAAGGCUGGAAGUCCAACCUCUGUCUCUGCCCCUCAUAGCUUCUCUCGGACUUCUGUUACACCAUCCAACCAGGACAUCUGCAGUUCCAGUGCAGUGUUUUCUGAGUGUUGUCAUCACAGUCCAGUGCAGUCUGCUGUUGUCUUGAAAAAUCCACACUGCCAGAGCCCUCUGACACAGGGGGUCACUGUGACAGUAAUCUGUCAGGACACGUUACACGCAGCAAAGAGAAACUCCCGUGGGCAGGAUCGGGGCCAGGCACUCAGGUCUGCUAAGAAUGUAAAGCCCACCCACACCCUGAAAUUCUCCAAGUCCCUCAAUGACGUGGACCAGAAGGCGCAGGGCACCAGCGAGUGCUUUGACUAUGUGGAGCGAACGCGCUCAGAAGGCAAACUGACCCUGAAUCAAGAGCAGUGUUUAAGGAUUAAUAAAUUUCAUCUUAAAGAGAGGAAACCGCUGAAUCUCAGGCCUCUUUCUUUUAGCAAUUCUAAGCACUCCUAUAUCCCUUCCCUUUCCAACUACUCAAGUGCAUCGGGAGGAGCAGAGAACCACAGCGCUGUACAUAUCCCCCUGCUGGAGGACAAGGUGGACCAUGACUCCUCAAGGAGCAAAAAACUGUUGCGUUACCUUUUUUCCUUCUCCCACACCUCCAGCAUCAGCAGCCUGCAUAAAUUUCACGAACUGGAGAGCUAUUCCAGUCACUUCCAAGCUGACAAAUCCUCCAGCAUGCUGGUGGAAAGCACAGACUUCUGCUCCGAUGAUAUGGGAGAUGAUGACGUCUUUGAGGACAGCACCUCAGUGAAACUCAAACCAAAAGAGCAGCGGGCACCACUCUGUUCAGUUGAGAAGGACAGUGACCUUGACUGCCCUUCCCCCCUCUCAGAAAAGUUACCCCCUCUGUCCCCCGUGUCCACAUCGGGGGAUACGUGCAGGAUAUGUCACUGUGAAGGAGAUGAUGAGAGCCCUUUGAUUACCCCCUGCCACUGUACGGGCAGUCUUCACUUUGUGCACCAGGCCUGCCUGCAGCAGUGGAUCAAGAGCUCGGAUACGCGAUGUUGUGAGCUGUGCAAGUAUGAGUUCAUCAUGGAGACAAAACUGAAGCCUUUGAGAAAGUGGGAGAAGCUGCAGAUGACAGCCAGCGAGAGGAGGAAGAUCAUGUGCUCUGUAACAUUCCAUAUCAUUGCCAUCACCUGCGUUGUGUGGUCUCUCUAUGUUCUGAUAGACAGGACUGCUGAAGAGAUUAAACAGGGACAAACUACUGGUAUUCUAGAGUGGCCAUUUUGGACUAAGCUGGUAGUUGUGGCUAUUGGUUUCACUGGAGGACUUCUGUUCAUGUAUGUACAAUGCAAGGUGUACGUACAGCUGUGGAAGAGACUUAAAGCUUAUAACCGAGUAAUAUAUGUACAAAACUGCCCAGAAACUAGCAAAAAGAAUAUUUUUGAAAAACCUGCACUAAUGGAGCCAAACUUCGAAAGUAAAGAAAUGUUUGGGGUUCACCAUUCAGACACAAACUCUUCACAUUACACAGAGCCAGAAGACUGUGCUGCAGAAAUCCUUCAUGUCUGAUUGCUGGCUGGAAGGGAUAUUUCCAUAUGUCCUUGAAGAUUUUAAUAUCAUUGUUUACUGCAAACUGCUCUACCUUUUAACAUCAGCAAACAGCUGAGGGCUGGCGGAUGAAUUUUUUACAUUUGUUUUUUUUGUUGGAAUUUUUUAAAUCCCUUAGGCAUAUCUGUCAAUGUCAUCACGGCUGCAUACCUCUCAACAUUUUGUGUCUCAUACUGGCUGAUCAAAGAGCCACCGGUGAGGUAUUCACAGGGUAGAAUGAGCCUUGGGUUUGGUAUUAAGGAAGCCGCUAGCGAGCUGUCACUGACUUCAUGGAGUCUCUUACUUUAGAACAUGAUUCUUAAGUGAUUCUGGAGGAUGUGUAGUGUGGGGUUGGUUGGUUGGUUGGUCUGUUCUUUAUGUGAGAUCAAGGAGGUUAUCCCAGACAGUGAGAGAAAGGAGGGGGAGUCUAAUCUACCACUAACACUGCCACUAACAUUGUGUCUCAAGCAGCAGAUGUAAAAUUUUGCUUUGCAUAUUGCGAUGAGACUUACAAAGCAUAUAGCACUUUUGCAAAUCUUUAUUUUGUGAUAUGUAUGUCAAAUGAGAAUGAAACUUGAAAGAAUGUGUCAUUUUUGAAACAUUUCUUAAUUCUUUACCCCAUUUAUACUUCUGAAACAUAAACCUCUUGCCUUAUAAAAAAAAAAAAAAUUAAAAUUUCAGCCUGUGAUUUUCCCCACAUGCCCACUUUAUCUUACUAAACGUAACACUAAAAAAUUCUGCCUCUUUGGGUUUCCUUUGAGGAGCAAUUUUCUUCAAAGGAUAUUGCACUUGUGACAUGUGUAUGAGGAGUAGUGGAUGUGUACCAUGUUUGUUUUCAGUGGCUUCAGUGUUCUGUUUUGGGGAUUGGUUUUAAUUUCUUUUUCCCAGCAGGUCAGGCCAUCAACAUACCUGCACUACCUGAAGUAGUUUUCAUUCCAAACCAUUGGCAAAGGGUUUGUUGCUAUAUUGAUAAAAAUGUGAGUUGUUACGUAAAAAAGGAAACUCAGUCAAUACAACUGGAACUGGUUUUCUUUCUU
Molecule: messenger RNA, 3728 nt
Organism: Serinus canaria (Common canary)
Lineage: Eukaryota; Metazoa; Chordata; Aves; Passeriformes; Fringillidae
Gene: MARCHF8
Product: membrane associated ring-CH-type finger 8
Exons: 9
Coding region: 1018-2673 (551 amino acids)
Biological process (GO): antigen processing and presentation of peptide antigen via MHC class II; immune response; protein polyubiquitination
Cellular component (GO): late endosome membrane; lysosome; cytoplasm
Molecular function (GO): ubiquitin protein ligase activity; MHC protein binding; zinc ion binding
Source: RefSeq, a predicted model, not a curated record